Molecule: messenger RNA, 2051 nt
Organism: Ostrea edulis (European flat oyster)
Lineage: Eukaryota; Metazoa; Mollusca; Bivalvia; Ostreida; Ostreidae
Exons: 5
Coding region: 19-1608 (529 amino acids)
Biological process (GO): negative regulation of transcription by RNA polymerase II; negative regulation of BMP signaling pathway
Cellular component (GO): transcription regulator complex; nucleus
Molecular function (GO): SMAD binding; DNA-binding transcription factor activity, RNA polymerase II-specific; RNA polymerase II cis-regulatory region sequence-specific DNA binding
Source: RefSeq, a predicted model, not a curated record
UACAACAGACUUAGAUUGAUGGCGAACAACCACCACAUGAUGUUGACUCAGUGGGCUGACGCGAAAGAUACCUUCUCUUCGGAAGACCAGACCACCUUGCAAAGAAAAUCUGCAUCAGAUACGGAUUUCCAGUACAACGCUAGUGAAUCUACCCCUUCGUGUACCCCAAAGCAGAACUCCCCCUCCACGUCCUUCGCGGACAACGACGUCGGCACUGUUGUGCUGUUUGGCGUCCCUAUAGUGUGUUUGUAUGUAGAGAAUAAAGAACGGCUCUGUUUGGCCCAGAUCUCGAAUACUUUGUUAAGGAAUUUCAGUUAUAAUGAAAUCCACAACCGCAGAGUAGCGCUGGGGAUCACGUGUCUACAAUGCACCCCUGUACAGUUAGAGAUAUUACGACGAACAGGUGCGAUGCCAGUGUCAUCUAGGCGGUGUGGUCUGAUCACAAAGCGAGAGGCUGAGAGGCUGGUUAAAUCAUUUCUGGAGGAAAUUCCUCCUCCAAAACUCCCGGAAAACUUCUCUUUCAAGGUCAAUCAUACAUGCGGUUGGGGAUGUCAAGGUCUGUUCCUGCCUUCUAGAUACAACAGCUCUCGGGCGAAGUGCAUAAAAUGUUCCUUUUGUAAUUCAUUCUUUUCGCCUAACAAGUUUAUAUUCCAUUAUCACAAGACAUCCUCGGCAAGCUAUCGUCACCCAGACGCCGCAAACUUCAACUCGUGGAGACGUCACCUGAACCUAGACGAACCAUCCCCAUCAGAUUCUCUUCAGCAUGCUUGGGAGGACGUGAAGUCCAUGUUUAAUGGCGGAUGUCGCAAGCGUACCGCACAACACAGUUUCAGUUCCACCACUUCUUCCAGCGCUCCGUCAAUACCAGUAGGACCGCUAAAUCAAAAUCCGUUUGAUCAUCUGCAGGCAGUUCCGACUGGAAUGAACCAGUAUAACCGCUACAUGGGAUCCGCUAUGAUGGAGACAGAAACUCCCGACAGAUCAGUGGCGCAUGCGUCUUUCCAGUCGGGUUACUCCAGCAAUGUUAUCGGUCCAUACGGUGACAUUCUCCGUUCGCUGAGCAUGCAUUAUAACCCUUGGUGGAAGUCCAUGUACCUCACAGGACAACCCUACCCUCACUGUAAUUCCGUGUCCCUCCCCCUUAACAUGCCGUGUAUAAACUACUCUCCGAUGCUUCUUCCUUCUAACGAUUCCAGCCCCCUGUCAGUGGAGUCCAGUCAGUCCUCAUUAGACAAAGACAUCAAGUUUGCUGGAAAUUCCACUCCAAUUAAAGACAUGACUAGUGAGGAGAAGAAAAUGGUCGGAGAGAAGUCGCCAGUCAUCACUCAAACCUGCGUUAUAAAUGAUGGGAACCAGUUUUUAGGAGUAGACAAAUCCAGCUUGAAUGGAUCGGAGGAUGUCAACAUCAAAUCAAAGAUAUCAAUAGAAUGUAACAUAAAGGAUGAGCAGAUUAAUGCAGAGGUUAACAGGAAGCAGAGCCUCCCCGGCUGUGAUGAAACAAAAAAGCCUUUCACAAUUGAGGACAUGGAUAUUUCAACAUACUCAAUAGACCAGCUGCGAGAAUUGCUCUUGAGGUCUAGAACGGGAAAAAUUGGCAACACGCUGUGAAAUGGACGUCGUUCGCAUUAGGCCGCCUUAUACGUAGACAAUGGCUGUACAAAUGAUUGCUGAAGAAACUUUUAUCUGCGUUAUCCAAUUUUCCACCUUUACACUUUGGACAGUCUCGCUGGAUAUAUUAAACAGAAUUGAAUUACUCCGAAAUGUUCAUUUUUCUUUGGGAAAAUAUUAAUUUGUUACUAUGAGCCACGGACUCGGCUCCUUGGGAAUUAUCAUCCAUUUGUGAAAUAAAUAACAUAAUUGAUUUCUGGAGAAAAUUGGAUAACGUCCAAUGUCGUGCCCAGUUAUCCUUUUAACGCAUUUAAAUAAUUAAUUCUAUUACAACAUUGUCAACCGAUUAUGUUCUGUUCUUAAAGUGGUAUUGAAUGCAUGUUCAGUGUUAAUAUUUGUUAAAUUGUCUAAUGGUUUCAGUGUUAAUUAAAUAGAUAUCUCAU